AUGGAUAUAAAUGGUCCGGCCAUGGGUGUGCGAGUUUCGCAAAUGACAGGCUCAACUUACAUUCCAUCAAGGAGGGAUUCUUUAAGCCACUCGUUAAACUCGGCAGCCCACGAAGCCACAGAGCCUUUGAUGUUUUCCAUGGUCCUUAGGUUAUGCACGGCUGAGCCCGAACCAACUACAAGAACUCCUUCUUUCUUGAGUCGAGCUAACGCCUUCCCCAUCUGGCAUACGGGAAUAUCAGCCUCAGGAUACAUGAGCAUGAGCGGGACCCACGCCCCGUGGUCCAGACCGCGCUUCUUGUCCACGUGGACCCGCUUGAACCCAGCUUCUUCAAGCAGUUUCUUAACCUUCACCGCCAGCUCAGGCGCUCCGGGUGCUGGUGUCGCAUACAAAAACGUGAAAGACGAGAAAACAGAACACAUCGAUCACCUGAUACAUGGGCUUGGGAAAGUUGUAGAAAUCGUAAAUAGCCCGUUAACGGCGUUGACCGUGGGCUCGGCGGUUUCCCAGUGGGCCGAGACCAUGAGAAUGGAGGUGGGCUUCUGGGCCAGCACCCUCUGCCGGAAAGAUUUGAGGAAGUGCCACGCCGGCAAGGAGUCGUCGAUCGCCAGCGUCGGCGAGCCGUGGGAGAUGUAG
Messenger RNA from Striga asiatica, 636 nucleotides. Lineage: Eukaryota; Viridiplantae; Streptophyta; Magnoliopsida; Lamiales; Orobanchaceae. The record is from the annotation of a GenBank genome assembly.